GGCGGCGACCGGAGCGGGCCCGGGGCUUCGUGUGGGCCGUGGCCGGAGCGGGCCCGGGGCUUCGUGCGGGCGGCGACCGGAGCGAGCCCGGGGCUUCGUGUGGGCCGCGACCGGAGCGGGCCCGGGGCUUCGUGCGGGCGGCGACCGGAGCGAGCCCGGGGUUUCGUGUGGCAGGAAGAGCCAAGCCAGUGACUUUGAGUUGUGUGAUUCCCUCUGAGGAGCAGCAGGAGCUCGUGUUGGUGCCAUGGAAGUGGAGAAGAGCAGCAGGAGGAGCUGCUUCACUCAGACCUCCUGCCUGGGUGCAGAUUUAGGGGAGGACUCCCAGCUGGAGUAUCUCAGUGCUCACGAGGAGUACGAGGAGGAGAAGAGCAACUGGAGUGAGUUUUCUGAGCAGGAGGAGGUUGCAGAGGUGAAGGCCGUGCCACCCCAAAUCACAGCAGGGGAAGAAGAUUCUGGAAAGAGCCUCAGACCCAGCCAGAGCGUAGCAGUGGAGCCAGACAGAGAGGAGGCCCAGCCCUGCAAACACGGAGAGCCCUCCUACUUCAGCAGCUGUGAAAAACCAGCUCAUGGCACCAGCAGCACUGCAGGGGAUGCUGAAACCCAGCUCCCAGCCCCUGAAAUCCUCCCUGGCAAGAACCCUGUGGAAGCUGCAGAUAAAUCCUCUGCUGGGAGGCCAGAGCGUGGUGAAUCCCUGAGGAGUGUCCCCAGUGUGGCUGUGGCUGCUGCCUCUGAUCCCAGAGCUGCAUUCCCAGCCAGCAGAGGCAGCAGUGCCCAGGUGUGUCUGUGCUCCAGGGCAGUGAGCACAGAGGUGACCGUGGUGAGCAGAGCUCGUGUGGGGUGGCAGGGUCAGACCUCUGUGGAUGCUGCUUCCAACACGGAAUGCUCCACAGGAGCUCUCAGCUCACACCUGCAGGAGGAAUUCAAAGAUCAUCUUGGUUGGAAGACAGGCACCAACAGGUCAGCACAUCCCAACAAGCAAACUGGGAAGAAUUGUGGAUCGAGCUGCUGUCAGAACAUCCUGCAGAGAGCGAUUGAAGCAGAGCUGCAGCUCCUGGCCAUCCAUUACGAGAUGUGCUACCAGCACUGCUUGAAGGUUUAUGAGCUGGCUUUGGAGGAAAACACCUGUCUUGGGAGCUGUGAGAAGAAGGCUGAGUUAUAUUCAUCUCUGCUGCUGGCUUUGGAUGAACUGGACAAUAAUUACAGCACCAUGAGAAAGGAAAUAAACAUGGGCACGCCUUUAAAUGAACUUCCACCACUGUCAGUUGAGCUGAAGUUUCCCCCCCUCUCUUCCUUCUACAUUGCCUCCAAGUUUUUCAGAAAGAUUCUUUACUCUGAGCAGGUACAUGACAGAACACGUUCAGCGACCCCAUCCAGUGACUCUCUUGAUCUUUCAGGUGAAGGGAAAGCUGACUUUGAAGAACCAAAACAGCAAGAAAAGGGGAUUUCUGUCAAUAUGGACAACUCACAGACUGAUGGUGAUCAGCCAGGUGACUCUGCUUCCCCUGAGAGGUGGGAAGAACUGAUUAAAGAUCAGGCUCUGGAACGUGGCUGUGUAAAAAAUGAGGAAGGAAGUGAGUAUUGGUUUGAUGCUAAGGAAGACUUGUCAGCGGCAGAUAUUUCAGUAAUGUGCAAAGAAAUGAAAAAGCAACAAGGAAAGCAAGACUCGAUUGACUCAAGAGAAGUGAAGAUAGUCGUGAGUGGGAAGGAACAUUCCUCUGUUCCUGUCGGUGACCCAAAGCCCUCAGUGCCUGAGGAUCCUGGGGAAAAUUCCCUGCAGAAAACAUCCACUUGUUCAUCUGUGAAGUCAUCUUGUAUCUUUGUUUCUCCUUAUGCACUGAACUUGAGCAGCUUUACCAAGUUAGUAAGGAGACUUCAAGAAAAGCAUCCCGAGUUCAGCAGAGCUGAAAUUGUGGGGGCUGUGCAGGAGGUGAGGAGAAUGAACAAAGGAGUGCUGAGUGGCCUGGCCAUCAGUGCUAUUGAGGAGAAGGCCUCUGCCAUUCUGAGGAGUUCCACACCCUACUCUCAGUUGGAGGAGCCCUGAGAAAGGCCCAAAGUUCUGAGUGCUCCCUGCAUUUUGGAUUCCAACAUCUGGAGUGCUUCGCUGCUGAACUGUGUGGAGAGCACAGUCACACACCUUCGGUGCACAGCUGACACCUACCGGCCAGGCCUUGUGUAGCCUCUGAUCCAUCCAGAAAUCCCAGCCCUGGCUCCCUUCUGCAUCCCAGCACUGAUGGUUCCUGUCUGGGGGCUCCUUUCUGCAUCCCAGCACUGAUGGUUCCUGUCUGGGGGCUCCUUUCUGCAUCCCAGCACUGAUGGUUCCUGUCUGGGGGCUCCUUUCUGCAUCCCAGCACUGAUGGUUUCUGGGCUGGAAACCUGACACAACCAGACUGUGCCUUGUCUUUUUCUCACACCAAUCCCUUUUGCACAAUCUCGUGGCACUGCAGGAAGCUGCAGCGAGCUGAAGGUGUGAAAUCACAGCCCAGAAUCCCAAAAAUUGUGCCUGUCCAUCCUUGCUUUGGGUACCUCCUAGCAGUGCCACUGCCAGGUUUCCUGCAGAAAGGAAAAAGUCUAUGUGUUAAUCUCCUGUCUGACUUUCACAGGGCUGCAGAUAGGGACAGGAACUCACCCCCAAAAUGUUAAAAUCUUAUGUUUGAAAGCGUUUUCAGUCAGUAAGGUUUUAACAGCCUUGAAAUGUGUUGUGCUUUCCUUGUGGAGUGAUUGUUUGGUUUUCCAGUGGUGCGUGGGCUCCGUAGUCCUAAUUGUUCCUAUUACAGUAUGUUUUUCCUGCUGUUUUGUGUGGGAGAUGAUGACUUAUAAUAAUUUUAUUUUCCUCAUGAGGGAGGUGUGAAAUGGCCAAGUCAUUACUAAAUAAUGGGGAGAAAAAGAAUCCCCAUUUUCUAUAUUAAGGAACAAGUACACAAUACAUGUAAGAGAAGGUGAUUCUGCUCAGAGCUCACCUACAGUUACUCAGUCUCUCUGUUGUACUUUGUUCUAGACCCUGCUGCAAUUGUUGCUGGAAAGAACAGCCUUGUUUACUGUCAAUAAAGGUUAACAUUUGUU
Molecule: messenger RNA, 3060 nt
Organism: Zonotrichia leucophrys gambelii
Lineage: Eukaryota; Metazoa; Chordata; Aves; Passeriformes; Passerellidae
Gene: RBM44
Product: RNA binding motif protein 44
Exons: 14
Coding region: 245-2041 (598 amino acids)
Source: RefSeq, a predicted model, not a curated record